Messenger RNA from Rhincodon typus (whale shark), 3897 nucleotides. Its product is annotated as transmembrane protein 94-like. The record is from RefSeq and is a predicted model, not a curated record. Lineage: Eukaryota; Metazoa; Chordata; Chondrichthyes; Orectolobiformes; Rhincodontidae. The transcript is spliced from 30 exons.
AUGGCGCAAGAGAGAAGGAAACUGAUCAAUGAUUGUAUGGCAUUGUGCUUUGGUGAUGUGCUCGCCUCAGUUGAAUUAAGGCAGGAACACCAAGGACUGUCCAACACUGAGGCAUUGGCUAUAUUACAUGACCAAUUGUCUGCACUUCUAUCAGACCAUAAAAAUGUCAAAAGGAAAGAACAUGGAAGAAGAUGGAAAGAGCAACAACAAUUCAACAAAGAGAACCAGUGGCAGAGUGAAGCUCUGGCAAUGAAUACUGAAAACAGUAUCAAAUUCUUAGACAGUCAGAGAACGAUCUGGAGAAGUAGUUUUUUGCACCAUUCAAAUCGCUGGUCAAGCUUCCAUUGGCCAGGAGCAUUGCUGUUGCUCCUGGCAACCAUUGCCCUAGCUGGCUGCUAUCAUAUUCAGUCACCUAAGAGUCAGGACCUGAGACUCAUUAAUGAAUCUGCACUGCUUUUCUUCCUUGUGAUAAACCUAAGUGCAAUUGGACUGCAGCAGUGGCUAAAAUGUCAAGAGAUCCCACAGAGGGUCCAGGCUAUUCUGCAAAGAAUAAAGGUUUUAAUUAGGACUCCAGAAUUUGGAAUGAAUGAUUUUUGUCAUGAACUGUACAAUCCUCCUUUGGAUUCCAUAUCUCUCCAAUGGACCUACAGAGAUGGGCAAUUGGUAAAUCUGCCUGCUAGUAUGCUGGUUGAGGGAGAUAUUAUAGCCCUGAGACCAGGGCAGAAAGCACCAACAUCUCUUAGAGGAAUUGAGGAUGAAGAACAUGUGAUCUUGGAUAGAGAUGACAUCUUUUGCCAGUUCUCCUCUCCUCCAUCACCAGUUCAGAACAAAAAAUCUCACACCCACAGUCUUCUGAAGCCUCAUCCUUUCAGAGUAACUAAAACACCAAUGGUUGAGAAUAUCCAGCGGUGCCUUGAAUUGGGACAGGAAAGACCUGUGACUGUACUGAAUAAUGAACGCUUCACUGCUUAGAGGCUUCUCGAGAAAUACGUUGCUCCAAUGGUUUUGGUGGUGUUACUGAUUAUCAAUGGUCUGCGGUUUGUAAUUGGUGCUCCAGGGAUAGGUUCAUGGCAAGUUACCCUUCUACAACUCCAGGUAAACAGUGUCCUCCCCUUAUUGCCUCUAUCAUUUCCUAUACUUUGGUUUCUAAUCAAUGCCUAUGGUGAAGCUCGGAUGGUUGCCUUGUUACUAAAGCCCACAGAAAACUGGAUUGAGACAUGGAGAAUGUUCUGGGCUACCAUACGAGGGAAUGCUCCUGCCCUAAGUCAAACUUCUAGUCUACUCCACAAUCUUUGUUCUAUUACAGUGCUUUGUUGUGUGGAUAAACAAGGAAUCCUCUCCUGGCCCAGUUCAUGCCCGGACAAAGUAUUUUUCUUCGCUGAUUCAUGGCGUCGAGCCAAGCCACAGGAUGAAAACCUCACAGCCUCGAUCAGUCUGAAGACUGCUCCCUCCACCCGUUGCACAAUGCAGCGAGGAAAUGAACGCCCUGAGUUGCCAUCCGAUGCAGUAAUGGUGGAUCAUCAGACCAACUUUGCUAUAGAAAUGCUCAGCCUCUCCCAGGAUCAGCAGGACCCAACUCACAUUUGGUUUGAUGAUUCCGACUGGCAACAGCACAGUGCCUCACUAAAGCUACUUGGUCUUGGCAUCCUGCUUGGUCUUUGUGAUCCUACUUCAGCAGCCAGACUAUUCCAGAUGACUGAUCACCUUUCCCACAUAGCUUUGAUGAAGAGCCGAUGGAGCUGUUUGCCUGUUCAAUUAUCAGUGCGGCUAUGUGAACUACCACGGAUCAUUGGUAAAAUUGUAAUAUCGUGCAGUAUGUUUAAUUUGAUGACAAUAUUAUUCAUGUUUGACCAGAACUUCCUGGGUCCUCUGAGAGUGAAGCUGAGUGGCGAGAAACCUGGAAAAAUGGCAGUGGUUGGUGACAGGCAGGGUGCCCAACUAUCUACCUAUCACUAUGCCACUUUGCCAAUAUCGAGAAAGAUAGCAGUUCAGAUACCCAUUGAAAAGAUAGUCAAGCCACUUAAGUGCACAACUCCUGUAGUGAUUGGAAGGAGAGCGAAAUUGAUGCAGCUAUUCUCCUAUGGGUCCGCUGACACAAUCUUAGAUGCUUGCAGUGAAUUUUGGGAUGGAAAUGAUAUUUGUCCACUUUCUAGAUGCACCAGAAAGAAAAUCUUUGAUUUUUAUUAACGUGCCUGUCUGACUGGAGAGUGCAUUGCCUUAUCUUAUAAGCCAAUGUUCCAUACCUUGCAUCCCAGUGAUGAUGAGAAGUGUCUCCAAGUACCUUUGAAAACUAAACGCUGCAGCCAAACAGAUACCUCAGCAGCAUUGGACCUGGACGAAUUAACUUUUGAUCAGGAAGAUAAUUUGCACCCCCUUGGCGAUCAGAUCUUACUUGGUCUCAUAUCUUCCCAAUACCAAGCCAGACUAGACAUGGUCCAUCUGAUAGAUGGUUUAGGUAACACCUGCAUCAGAUUUGUUUACUUUUCCUUGGAAGAUGAGCUAAAAAGCAAGGAAUUUGCUGAGAAGAUGGGCCUAGAGACUGGCUGGAAUUGUCACAUCUCAUUGCAGUCGAAUGGUUUUGUUCUAGAUCCAGAUCAUCUAAUGCCCACUUCUCAAAAUAUUGUCGACCAACAAGAUUCUGAGAUUCAGAGACUGAUGAGAGACGAUGGGAGUCUACCAGAAACAGAUGAGGAAAGGACGCCAAGCAGUAAUACAUGCAGCUUUAUAGAGGAUCUCAACAGGGCUAAAUUACCCAGGGGAAUUGAGAACAUUCGGCCACACCUGGAACAUGUUGACAAUGUUCCUCUUUUGGUUCCGCUUUUUACAGACUGCACUGCAGAGACCAUAUGCGAGAUGGUGAAAAUAAUGCAGGAGUUUGGAGAAGUGGUUUGCUGCCUUGGAAGUUCUCUUAACAAUAGGAACAUUGGAAUUUUUCUACAGAGUGAUAUCAGCUUUUCCUUGGAUCCUUUGAGUCCGUCUUGCUGCAGGCAGACUUGCCACAAAGAUUGUGAACAUUUGACAUCAUUCUUACAGAAAACUACUCCAGUCUACUUGUCCAGCCUCUUUGGUAGCUUAGCAAGUUCUGUGCACUUCAGAAGCCAUGGCAAUAUCAGCAUAAUCGAGCUAAUCAAACAGGCUCGACAAAUGAGCUCAGGAAUUAGGAAAUGCUUUCUGCUUCACCUUCAGUGCCAACUUUCUCUGACAAUGAUACAGGUUCUGGCUUCUUUGGCUCAGCUACCCCCACCUCUUGGGACAACAGACAUGCUUUGUCUCACCUGUGUUUACUUCCCUCUCGUAAGCAUGUCCCUCAUGGGAAAACCUCCAGAUAAUACUGUGAUGAAAGUGGCUACAGGAAAGAACCUCAAGAUCUUACCAAAAAAGACCCAACGGUUUUUUGUGCUGUAUUUUCUGGUGAAGUCUGGCUUGACUGUCUGCUUGCAGUUGACAUGCUUUGGAUUAAUGCUGCACGGAUUCUGUAUGAAAGAACAGCCUAAAACCAAUUUCUCUUGCCAUCCAUUUGGACCAUUCAUGAAUCCAAGUUAUGUGUCACCGAAUUGGUUUGAAGAAUAUUGGAAUGCUCUUAUGCUGGCUCAGAAGAUAGUAGCUUUUUUCAUCCUUCUACAUGGAUUGUGUACAUCAAUGAGUCAUGUUCAUAGAUCCAAUCCAUUAUGGAAACAAAGUCCACUAAGUAACCAUUGGUGGUGUGCUGCCAUCAUUAUUGCGUUUCUUCUUCAUGUGGUUCAAAUAAAUGUAGCCUACUACAUAUGGGAUAAUAAAUCCUCACAUCUUAUUUUUCACAUCUUGGACAUUCCUUCAGCAACUUGGCUUCUUGGUUUCCUCUGGCUGUUCCCAUUGAUGGUUAUCAAUGAAUUUCUUAAACUUCAUGAAAUUAGGUGA